Molecule: messenger RNA, 788 nt
Organism: Rubroshorea leprosula
Lineage: Eukaryota; Viridiplantae; Streptophyta; Magnoliopsida; Malvales; Dipterocarpaceae
Source: the annotation of a GenBank genome assembly
GAUGAUUAUUGGCAUCACUGGCAGGAUGUUUUUGCUGGAGGUCUUUUAGGGACAACAGUUGCAACAUUUUGUUACUUGCAAUUCUUUCCACCACCUUAUGAUGUUGAUGGCUGGGGACCUCACGCAUAUUUUCAGAUGCUGUCAGAGUCUCAAGGUGACACUCAGCCAAACAAUACCAAUAGUGUAAGAGUCAAUCGAUCAGAGCUUGAGAGUGUGCUUGUUGGUUCUCAUCACGACAUGGAAAUUGGCAGAGGGAAUGCCUUUGAAACUAGCCACAUUGUAGAAGGGACAAGAGGUGGAAGGGGAUACUGACACUCUACAUCUUAGCGGUACAGAUAGACCUAGUCAACAGGUCAAAUCAGAUGGGUUCGGCUUGGGUCUACUAGAAUAAACAUAAUGAAUGUAUGUCCAUAGUCUUCUUAAUUUUGUGUAUAGAGCAUUCUCUCUACGGAGGUAGGUAGGUAUUCUCGCCUGUUUUCCUACUGAUCAAGCUUGAACAACCAUUUCUUUAGUUUUAUUAGUUAUUAUUCAUUACCAGAUUUUGCUCAGUGUGUUUCUUCCAAUCCCAUUUGGCUGUAGUAAUACUAUAGCACAUGAUCUAGUGGUAGAUUUAUGUACUCUAGCGCCCUAGUCUUUAUGUACCAAAAAGUAGUAAUGUACAGACACAAGUGUUUUGUCUACACUUUCCAGUUUCAGAUCAACUAAGCUUGGAGUUGUAUUAUUCAUCGUGCGGUGGUCACAAUUCUGAAUUCUACAAGACUGUUUCCUAAUGAAUGGUGAGUUGCAAA